This is a messenger RNA of Podarcis lilfordi (Lilford's wall lizard), 5074 nucleotides long. Lineage: Eukaryota; Metazoa; Chordata; Lepidosauria; Squamata; Lacertidae. The record is from the annotation of a GenBank genome assembly.
AUGCUUGCGAUUACAGACACAGUCACACCUCUCUCCGGGGUGUGUGUGUGUGCCAACUUCAAUAAAAUGGGGGGGGGGUGUUCCAGGUAAACCCCGCCCCAUACCGUCGAUCACGUGACACUAUUUGGAUGGCAAUGCCCAUCAACUUUGGGUGGCCCUGGCCAAUAUUGUAUUGGGGUGGGGGGUGGGGAGCCCAAAGGACCUUGGCCCCCUAGGAAUCGGCUCUCUUAUGCAUCCCCCGUCCUCUCUCUCUCCUGCACACUUCUCCAUCCCUCGCUUCCUUGACGCGCGUGGGGUGUCCCGCGACGGGGAUCCUCGUGUGCGCAAGGAGCUCGGCGGGGAGCAGGCGGCGGAACAAGCGCCAGAGAGGCGGCCAACGCAAGAGACCUGCUGCUCUUGCAGCUUCUGGCUCGGACCUCGCCGGGUCCCGAGAGCCCGUGGCUCUUCUCCCCGCGAGGGAGCAGCUCUCUCCCUCGGACCCCCGAAGGCGGAGGGAGUCCCGAGCCAGCCGGGCUCGCCUUCUGCGCCUCCAGCGGCUUGGAGAGGGGCGGGACCCUGGGCGCAAACUUGUGGCUCCCCUCCUCUCCAACCCUCCAGCUCUUCUCCCCUCGGGCGCAGGAGGAACUACUGGCACUCACCCACCCCCGUCCGCGGCUCUCGGCUCUCCCUCCGCCGACGCCUCCGGGGACUCCGGCUCGCUCCCUCUCCUCUCCCGCCUCGCCGCUGUCUGGCUCCGGCAGCGCGCGGGCUUGGCGGGACGCGAGCGCCGGCUUCUCCAGGCUGCUUGCGUCACAAUGAAGCGGAGGCCGUCCCCCGUCCCCCCUUACGCGCCGGGAAUUCGGGGGGCUGUGAUUGUGAUGCGGGGGAGGGAGGGGGUUUCCACGUGACUUCAAAGGAAGGCCUUGAGCUGGGGGGGGGGGGACGAGGAAGAAGAAGGAGAAGAAGAAGGAGGAGGAGAGGAGAAGGCAAGGCGAGGUGGGGAAAGGUGGUCGGGAUGGGAAGCUGCCGCCGCGCUCGCCGCUGCGUCUGGAGCUGCCCCGCUCGGCCGGCGCUGGAUGCUGAAAUAGCCCCUGGCAGCCCCCUCCCCCGGCCGCCCCUCGCCGGCCACGCGCUCCCAGGCUCUCCUGCUCAUUCGUCUGGCGCUCGCUUUUCUCCCCCCCCCUCCCAGUCGCCUCCCCACCCCCCCUCCGCGACACACGUUAGCUUUCUCUCUCUCUCUUUCGCGCAGUUCUUCUGCUGUUCUUUGGCACGCAUUCCUUUGCUCUCCUUCUCCCGAUUCUCUGCUUCACGCCGCCCCCACGCCGUCAUUUUCCUCUGGCAACACUUUCCAUGUUUGCCCAUCCGACACACUUUCUCUCGUCGCCGCCGCUCUUCCCCAUCCUCCCUUGUUCUGUUCACACUCCUGCCUCUCCAUCCCUCUUUUCCGCCACCCCCCGCCCCGCAAUUUGGCUUUCUUCACCUUUGGGGUGACUUUUCUCCAACGCCCGUAGCCAGGAUUUAUGAUAUUUGGGGGGGCGGGGUUCAGGACAACCGCCUGUCAUCAUCCUCUGCCUGGCUCUGUCUAGCAGAUUCGGAAUGAAAUGUCUCGACAACGGUUGUUUUAGACUCGUAGAGUCGGAAGGUAAGAUCCACUCAUGGUUUGUAGUCUGCUUUUUGCCCAUUCCUGGUUCAAGGCUUAAAAGGCUAUAGCAGGGUACCCCAAACUUGGUACUCCAGCUGUUGCUGGAUUACAACUCCCAUCAUCCCUAGCUAGCAGGGCCAGUGGUCAGGGAUGAUGGGACUUGUAGUCCCAAGAAAACAGUUGGAGACCCAAGUUUGGGUAACCCUGGAUAUAGCAAAACUUAGAAUCAUAGAGUCGGAAAGGACCAUCAGGAUCACCUAGUUCAAGGUCCUGCAACGCAGGGAUAUGCAGUUGUCCCAGACUGGGAUUGAACCUGCAGCCUUGGCAUUAUCAGCACAUGCUCUAACAAAUUGAGCUAUAGUACAUAUGAACUAGGGACGCGGGUGGUGCUGUGGGUUAAACCACUGAGCCUAGGACUUGCCAAUCAGAAGGUCGGCGGUUCAAAUCCCCGCGACGGGGUGAGCUCCCGUUGCUCGGUCCCAGCUCCUGCCAACCUAGCAGUUCGAAAGCACGUCAAAGUGCAAGUAGAUAAAUAGGUACCGCUCUGGUGGGAAGGUAAACGGUGUUUCCGUGCACCGCUCUGGUUCGCCAGAAGCAGCUUGGUCAUGCUGGCCACAUGACCCGGAAGCUGUCUGUGGACGAACGUCGGCUCCCUCGGCCAAUAAAGCGAGAUGAGCAUCGCAACCCCAGAGUCGGUCACGACUGGACCUAAUGGUCAGGGGUCCCUUUACCUUUACCUUUACAUAUGAACUAGUAGCCCUAACUCAGGGUAGAAGCCAUGCUGAAUGAGGCCUAUGGGAGCAGGAGCCCAACAACAUACUUCCUAUUGACCCCAAGGGUUCAGAAACCCCUGUCAAAACCUUGUAUUUUUAUUUAUUUGCUUGCUUUUGUGUGUGGGGGGGGCAGCUGCCCCCCUGCCACCUGGCUACGCUCAUGUCUAUGGCAAAUUGUCACUUGAUUUUUCUCUUUAACACCCUUUCUGUUGGUCCGUCUGCUGCACACCCCUCCUUCCGUCACUAAGGAGCAGCUCCGCCAGAUUAAAAUCUCAAGGUAGAUGACAUCUUUGUUGUUCGCCUUCGUUCGUGUUGUUCUAAGGACCUGUUGGGAUCUGAAAUAAAGGAAGACCAAUGAAGCUACAGCAGUGGAGGGGAGGGCGGGGAGGAAGAGGCAGCCCCUUAAAAUGGGAGACAUUCCCUUCAAACCUAAUUAGCCAGUUUCAGCAGGAUUGCCUGGGCUUUAAUUAAGGACUUUGCCCUCUUCCGAGACUUGGCAGAAGUGUCCAAGGCUGGCCUCAGCCGGUAGGAACAGACUGUUUUGGCCAGUGUCCAAGUUACCCUUCUGGCUGAAUGUGAAAUGUUUGCACUGUUAUGGUUCAGGAUGCUUCCACAUGUCGCUAUCCUUCAAGAGCAGGUUCUCAUCAUUCACAGUGGCUCCGCUAAGACCGUGCACUAGCAGUGCUUGCUCCCAUGCUGCACCCAGACUUUCCACCAAAUUGCCAUGUUGCUUGUGGCAUUUCCCUCCGUGACCUGCAAUGAAAAUGCAGCUUCAGAAUGUGCAGAAGCAAGCUUUAUAAUAUAAGUGCCUGUCUUAGCACUGCCUUGUAGCUUCCUCUUCCUUGCUUAAUAGUCCACAAAGAGGAUGGAGGGUUCUUCUAUUCGUUUCUGUACCUUCCCCUGGUUAUUGUUCCACAUUCUCCUAGAGAAUUCUGGUCUUUGCUGAGAAUACUGUAAAACACCAGCCUGCAGUCUGUUGAUGCCCCACAACAUAGUGUGGAAAACCUUAACACAUAACAUAAACCACACAGCCCUGCUUAUGAGUGUUUCUAGUUGGAAUAGCAAUCUAAUAUAUAUAUAUAAAAGCAAAUAUUUCUCUUUUCAUCUGAAACAGUAUAGCUGAUCUGCAGCAACAAGUUAUGAUUUGAAAGCUCAUGUGGCUGGGGGUGGGGAAAUGAAGUUUAAAAAUUCAUCCAAGUUGCUACCACACCUUGGAAUUCAGAUACUAAUGUUGUCAUGACCCCUGAAUCUAGCAAUGAUCUGGACCAGGGCCGUGGGCUGGUCCACCAUCCCUCAGCCCAUGUGGUGGGCUGGACUAUAUUUUUUUGGGGAGAAAUGAACAAAUUCCUAUGCCCCACAAAUAACCCAGAGAUGCAUUUUAAAUAAAAGCACACAUUCUACUCAUGUAAAAACAUGCUGAUUCCUGGACCGCCCGUGGGCUGGAUUGAGAAGGCGAUCGGGCCGCAUCUGGCCUGUGGGCCUUAGGUUGCCUACCCCUGAUCUGGACACAGUCAGAAGCUGCAGGGGCACCAAACAUGGAGAACAUUGGUCAUGAGGCUGAGGAAUUAGAUGCCUGCCAUUGCACACCACAGUCCGGUGGAGCAGGAAACAUACUAGGACAGAAGCUGUGGAAGGAAGGAGUGCUUGUCUUCAGGCCAGGGGUUUGGCACGUUAAGGAUCUGAAGUUCUUCACAAAGGGGUGGAGUUAGAAGAAGAAGUCUGGAGGUAGAGGUCACCUGAGACUGAUUGGAGUUGGAGUCCAAUAACAUAACUCCUGUCUUCCACUGCCUCCUGCAGUUGAGAAUGACCAAACUGCGGGAGGCAGUGGAAGACAGGAGUGCCUGGCGUGCUCUGGUCCAUGGGGUCAUGAAGAGUCGGACACGACUAAACAACAACAAUAUUUGGAGGGUUCCAGGUUCCCCAUCCCUACUGUAGACAACAGACCACAGCUUCUACACCUUCCAAGAUUUAAGUCAUUAGGGUGGACAGUCAACAAAGAAAGAUAGGGCAGGCAGAGAGAUUGCAAGAGUCAAGAGGUUAUAGCAGGGGUCAGCAACCUUUUUCAGCCGUGGGCCGGUCCACCGUCUCUCAGACCGUGUCUAAAUCCGACAUUUUGGGGAAAAAAUGAACAAAGUCCUAUGCCCCACAAAUAACCCAGAGAUGCAUUUUAAAUAAAAGCACACAUUCCACUCAUGUAAAAACACGCCAAUUCCCGGACAGUUCAUGGGCCAGAUUGAGAAGACAAUGGGCCACACCCGGCCCCCAGGUCUUAAGUUGCCUACCCCUGGGUUAUAGAGAAAAGAAGUUGGAAAGGAACAAAUUAGUAGGCUCCUCCCUGUGAACGUUUGCACCACCAUAAGAUGGUCUGUAUUAUUGCCACAUUUUAUUGUUACCAUCAAAUCUACUCUUUCAUAAGCUAUUGAUAAUAUGAUCCAAUUAGUAAUUAGUUAUCAUUAUUCUGUUUUGUUGUUGUAGGAUUUCCCUCUCCAGGCUGGUUGGAGCCGAAUAUAUUUUCCAUGUAAAGGAACUGACCCUUUGUAAAUCUGACAGCCUUCCCUCAUAUCAAGGACAAAACUCCCAUGGGGUUUUUAAUGCAAAUGAAUUCUUGGCCUUUCCAAAACUGCACCUUCUCCAUGUAACAGGAGGGGGAAAGCUGAUUCCACCACCUCUUAAUGUUUGA